Messenger RNA from Trematomus bernacchii (emerald rockcod), 1638 nucleotides. RefSeq lists its product as uncharacterized. The transcript has 6 exons. The record is from RefSeq and is a predicted model, not a curated record. The coding region runs from base 278 to 1285 and encodes 335 amino acids. NCBI's taxonomy places the organism in Eukaryota, Metazoa, Chordata, Actinopteri, Perciformes, Nototheniidae.
GUUACUGUUAUUCUAAAUAAUCCUAAUCAUGUUUUUAUUUUUCCUGUUUUACAGCUUCAUUACAACGCUUACUAUCACCAACACACACAUAUCCACACACACACACAUAUAAAACCAACGGCACUUUUAAGAGCCACUCUCUCUCUCACUGUCUCUCUUUCUAUCACUCUCUCACUUUCUCUUUCAAUCACUCUCACUCUCCUGUCUUUCUCUCACUCUCUUCAUUUUGUGUAUUGUUUGUAUAUUGUGUCUGUAUUGUUUGUAUUAUUUGUAUGCCAUGUCCCUCAACCCUGAAGUGAGGGUCUUUGAGGAUCCCAAUGAGGCCACGAUGCACAUGGCAGCAUUGAUUAGCGAGGCUCAUCUCCACGAGGCCAGGGCUGCCAUGGCCACUGAAACCCCUGCCAUCCCUCCGGAAAAGAAAAGAAAAAGCAGGAAGAGACCUCUUUCUAAUCCAGUGGUCACACGCAGACGUGAGAGACAACGGGAAACACAACGUUCCGCAUCAGCUUCACAAGCCAGAAGAGACGAUCCUGUGCAUGAGGAAGGCCUUCAGCUAGAACAUCAAGAGUUUGGUAGUCUUGAAACACAUCUCCAAGAGUUAAGGGACACCCUAACUGCAGUCCAGGUUCCGGAGGCAACAGACGGAACGGUUUCUGCCUGGGCACAAAGGCAGCUUCUCACAGAUGUGAGAAUGAAAACGGCUAGGCCAAUGCUUUUUAAUGCAAAACUCUCAGCUGAGAGAAUAGCCAUUCAGAAGUGCCACAGAUGCUGUGCAGAAGAAGCGGCUAUUAGGUGCCUGGACUGUGUUCCACUGGACAUGGAGUUCCUCUGUGCAACCUGUGACAUGGAAGCCCACAAGAGGAAUAUCUUCCAUGACAGAGAGGCUGUGUUCAAUGGAUUUCUGGAGCCCAUUCCCCCUACAACUGCUGUGGUGGUGGAUGAAAAUGGCCAGCCUCAGUUUUGUGAACAAAUAUGUCAACUGCCUGUUCCUACUCCAAGGUCAAUCUGUGAAUGCUCUGAUGACGUCACAGUUACUCCUUGGAAGCAUAUUUCUGUGGUCACCAUCAACGGACGAUACAAUGUCUGCUUGCCUCGGAAAUCCUGUCCAUCCUGCUCUGCAGAAUGGACUCCUGAGGUUAAAGACCUGCUUUUGUAUCGGUACUGGCCAGCUAGCACCAGCUGCCAGACGCUUUACUUGUUUUGUAUCAUACACAAUGAUAUUCUUCCUCUCUUCAUCAGUUUCCAACUUGUUUAUCAAAUUCAGCUGAUGAUUUGUUUUGCUUAAGUUAUUGGGAAGUUUGAUAUAAGAACAUUUACAAUUAGACAGGUAGUUUAUGCCUAAAACUAUGUCGUUUUGUUGUCCUGAGUCUUUUCCAGUCAUUUCCAGUUUUUAUCAGGAACAUUUUUUAUAGGUUUGAAUGUUUUAUGUCGACUCAUUUACUUCUGGUGAAGUCUGACGACUGGCAUACAUUUAUUGCUAAAACUGAAAGUUUAACUUUGAAUGCUGUAUGAUUCUUAGUAUGCACAUCUUGACAUUUGUAUAUUAAUACAAGAAUAUGAGUGUGUUUUUUUUACAUUGUACUUUAGUCCUUGUGAGUUUAAAUGUAUACAUAUCCGUCAGUAGCUUGUCAUCCUAAU